AGGAGAACCCGGUGUUCCACAAUUGGACCUUGGUCUGGGUUCCGUACUGCGACGGCAUGAGCUUCAGCGGCGACGCCGUCGUCGACGGGGUCCACUUCAAGGGUCGAGCGAUCCUCUCCGCUGUCAUCGCGGACCUGAAGGCGCGCACGGCGAUCGGCGACGCGAGCCAGGUGGUCCUCGGCGGCGGCAGCGCGGGCGCGUCGGCCGUGUUCUACCACGUGGACAAGGUGGCGGAGGAGCUCGCGCUGAGUCACGGCGAGGUGGUCGGCCUGCCGGACGCGGGCUUCUUCCUCGACCUGAAGGACCGGAGCGGGAUCGACUGCUGGCCCGCGCAGAUGCGCAGCGUCUUCGAGGUCGGCAACGGCACCCGGUCCCUCAACGAGAGGUGCCUCGCCAGGUAUCCGGAGGAGCAGUCCAAGUGCCUCUUCCCCGAGUACUUCCCGGACCUGAUCGAGAGCCGCAUGUUUGUGAUCAACAGCUUCUACGACUCGUCCGAGACGUACUACACGCUCCGGCUCUCGUGCUGCCCGGGCGGGUGCGGAGGCAAGUACCCGGCCUGCAGCGGCCGAGACAUGUACCUCUUCGGCGCCAUGCGCCAGCAGCACAUGGCGGGCUGGGCUCCGCUAGUGAACAGGACCGGCAACGGCGUCUGGGCCGUCGCCUGCCCCACGCACACCAUGGCCUGGGAUCACUGGACCGACCCGGAGUGGGAGGUGCCAGCGCGCAGCGGGUACACGAUGGCCUCGGCGGUGGGCGAGUGGUUGAGCGGGGCUGAGCGCGAGCGGAGCUACGUGCACCAGGACGAGGUCGCCUUCCCGGACAACGCGCCCUGCUCCGGCCAGCACACUGGCUUCUCGGAGGUCAUCUGAGUAGGUCGGAGGCGGGUGCGGGCGGUAAGACGGACAGUACAGAAAUGGUCUGACUCUUUUGCGUCGCAUCCCUGUGAAAGGAAGAGAGAGAG
This is a messenger RNA of Prorocentrum cordatum, 961 nucleotides long. The record is from the annotation of a GenBank genome assembly. Lineage: Eukaryota; Dinophyceae; Prorocentrales; Prorocentraceae.